This is a messenger RNA of Stegastes partitus (bicolor damselfish), 1148 nucleotides long. RefSeq names its product caldesmon. The transcript is spliced from 3 exons. The coding region runs from base 160 to 972 and encodes 270 amino acids. Gene Ontology annotation, cellular component: cytoskeleton. The record is from RefSeq and is a predicted model, not a curated record. Lineage: Eukaryota; Metazoa; Chordata; Actinopteri; Pomacentridae.
GAGUAGUCUUUUCCUUCGAAGGAUGCUUCCUAAAAAGAGUGAAACGAAGGACAGAAAAUAGAAAAAAAAAAUGGAGCACAUAGAUCACGCUUACACCAACAGCACUUGCGACAAACCUUGCUCCGCGGAGUUCACUCAUAAAAAGCCAUCCUGAAACAUAUGGGAUUGCAGCAAAAGAUGACCCAUUGCCAAGCAUCUAAAAAAUGGGAGAACAUGAAGAAGAGAUACAAGGAGUUAAAGAAUCCUCCAGAAGGGGUGAAAGCGUUUCCUGAAAUGUGGCCCUUUUUCUCCUUGAUGGAUGAUGCUAUGGAGGGUCGGCUGGAGGGCAACGCCCCCAUCCUCAAGGCCUACUCCAGCGAUCACAACAAUGGGGACUUCUUACCCGUUUCCCAACCCAAAAAGAGGAAGCCAUCCACCAUGGAGAUAUCCUCUGCUUUGAUAGUUGACGGACCUGAGAUCGAGGUUUCCAUGAACAGUGAUGUGGACGGGGAGGAGGUGGCAGUGCAGCAGGGAAGCCUGGAGAUAGGCCGCAUCAUGCAGGAGGCAGAGGACGAGAAAAAUAGGAUGGACAGUCAACAACAGGUUAAAGAAAGAGAGAAAGAGGUGAUGGAAAGGGAGCGUCUGGUACUGCAGAGGGAGAGAGCGGUGCUGGAUAGAGAGAUCGCUAUUCUGGACCGAGACCGGGCUUUGCUGGAGAGAGAGAAGGCGACGAUGGAGAGAGAGCGGGCGACAGUGGAGAGAGAGAAGGCAGUGAUGGAGAGGGAGAGGACGAUGGUGGAGAAGGACAGAGAUGCUGUGUACAAGGACCGGCUGACUCUGGAGCAAGAGAAGGCGAAACUGGGAAGAACUUCUGCAGCAACAGAAAGUACCAAGAAGAUUGCAGAAGACAGCAGUGAGGUUAAAGAGUCAGACACCAUGAACAGGAAGGAGCGGUUCUUUACAUUGUUUGAAAAACUUAUUGAAAAUUUGUAAAAAGAAAAAAAAAAAAAUACAACUGCACUUUGCUAUAUUGUUUUGGGUAUAUUUAAUUUAAAAAGAGCAUUUAUUUUUGUUAAAUUAUAAAAUCUUGGAGGCUUUCUGCACAAACUGCCCCUGACGAAACAUUUGUCUGUUUGCACAAAUACAUUGUUUUGAAAGUUUCCACCUUG